AUGUCUGGAUCGAUCUACCAGAGGCAACAUCGCCACUAUGACCGUGGCUACCAUAGCAAGGAGACCCAGGCCUCUUUGAGCCAGUACCAGUCCAGCAGCAGAUAUGCUGCUAGCAGCAGCACCUCCGCCGCCGCCGCCAGCAGGAGCAGGGGACUUAAACUGUCUUCACACACUGGGCUGGAAGAGAGCAGACUGAGCCCUUUACCCAAGAGAUCAAAGCCAUCUUACUUGGCUGUGGAUAAAGACAACCAAAUCAUCGGCUAUGUAGUGCCGAUCUUCAGGGGCAGUCAAGAGUUUGCAUCAGGAUUAUCCGACACAGAAGAGAAAAGGUUGAGGGAAAGUUCCGCAUACAUGGCCCGCAGAGAUCUGUUCAGCACUGGUGUGGCGAUGGAGAGGUCAGAGCAUUUCUCCAGGAAGGAGACCAUGCGUGAGACGGCCGAACGCAUCUCUCUGAACAAAAGGAUCCAUGAACACGGGGAACAUUUCAAGCGUAUGAACGAAGACAGCCUCAUGCACGCUCCGGAUUUUGUGAUUAAACCUCGCUCCCACACCGUGUGGGAGAACCAGUGUGUGCGGCUGCAUUGCACCGUCAGCGGCUGGCCUGACCCACGGGUCGUCUGGUACAAAAACAAUGUGGCAAUUGACCCCCUUGCCAACCCUGGCAAGUUUAAACUGGAGAGCAGAUACAACGUGCACUCACUGGAGAUUAACAGGUGUGAUUUCGAUGACACGGCGCAGUAUCGCGUCUCUGCUAUGAACACCCAGGGAGAGCUGUCUGCUUUCGCCUCCGUCGUUGUGAAGAGGUUCAAAGGUGAAGUUGAGGAGUCCCUGCCACUCCCCCGACAUGGCCCAGUCUCUGAAUAUGGCAUCACCUUCAAGACUCACAUUGUUGAUACCUUCGGCGUAUCCUUUGGAAGAGAGGGAGAGACCAUGAGUCUUGGAUGUACGGUCAUCAUUUACCCCCAUCUGAGCCGUUACCAGCCAGAGAUCCAGUGGUACAGAGAUCAUGUUCUGCUGACUGAUUCUAAGUGGAGCCGCAUGCACUGGAGUGGAGACCGAGCCACACUGACGCUCACACACCUGAACAAAGAGGAUGAAGGCCUCUACACUCUGCGUGUCACCACCAAGUCUGGAUAUGAAACCUACUCCGCCUACGUCUUUGUCAGAGACACUGAUGCUGAGGUGGAAGGAGCUCCAGGUGCUCCUCUCGAUGUGUGCUGUCUGGAUUCAAACAAGGAUUACAUUAUUGUCAGCUGGAAGCAGCCGGCUGUGGACGGUGGAAACUCUAUCCUGGGUUACUUUGUGGACAGAUGUGAGGUAGGAACGAACCACUGGAUCCAGUGCAACGACACUCCCAUCAAGUUCGCCCGUUUCCCCGUCACCGGCUUGGUUGAAGGCCGUUCUUACUACCUGCGCGUUCGUGCCGUCAACAAGUGUGGCAUGAGCCGUCCGUCCCGUAUGUCUGAACCCGUAGCUGCCAUGGACCCGGCCGACCGCGCACGCAUGAGAGGUACGUCUGCUCCCUGGACCGGACAAAUCAUCGUCACAGAGGAAGAACCUGCAGAGGGCGUUGUUCCCGGCAGACCUCUUGAACUUCAAGUCACAGAGGCAACUAAGAACUACGUGGUGCUGAGCUGGAAACCACCUGGAGAGAAAGUCCUGGAGGGAAUCAUGUACUACGUGGAAAAGUGUGUGUCCGGCACAGACAGCUGGCAGAGAGUAAACACAGAGAUCCCGGUCAGAUCUCCUCGUUUCGCUCUGUUCGAUCUCGCCGAGGGGAAAUCCUACAGCUUCCGCGUCCGCUGCUGCAACUCUGCCGGCGUCGGCGAGCCCUCCGACCCCACCGAGGCAACCACAGUUGGCGACAAGCUCGAUACUCCGACUGCCCCGAGCAAAGUCAUCCCAACUAGAAACACGGACACAUCAGUGGUCGUGUCUUGGCAAGCGUCUCAGGAUGCCAAAGAGCUGGUUGGAUACUACAUUGAGUCCAGUAUCGUUGGCAGCAAAGUGUGGGAGCCGUGCAACAACAAACCCGUAAAAGCUACCAGGUUCAUCUGCCACGGACUGAUGACAGGAGAGACCUACGUGUUCAGGGUGAGGGCCGUGAACGCAGCGGGGCUCAGCCAGUUCUCUGAUGAGUCUGAGCCUGUCGAGGUGAAAGCUGCGAUUGGGGGCGGCAUCCCUCAUGCCUCUCCUACUCCGCCCUAUGGCAUCAGUGUGCUGGAGUGCGUUCGUGACGCCAUGGUGUUGGCCUGGAAACAGCCGACUUUCAUCGGCGGCGCUGACAUCACUGGAUACUUCGUGGAUUACCGCGAGGUCAUCGAUGGCGUGCCGGGGAAGUGGCACGAGGCCAACAUCAAGUCUGUCAGUGACAGGGCUUACAGGGUGACCGAUCUGAAGGAGAACAGGAAGUAUCAGUUCCAGGUGCGAGCGGCCAACAUGGCAGGUGUCGGCAUCCCGUCGUUGCCUAGUGACACCUUCCUGUGUGAGGAGUGGACCAUCGCCGUGCCAGGACCUCCCUACGAUCUCCAGAUCAGAGAGGUGCGAAGCGACUCUCUGGUGUUGCUAUGGAAACCACCCGUGUACCAGGGCCGCGAUCCGGUCAACGGGGCUUACGUUGACAUCAAGGAGGCGGACGCACCGGAGGAGGCGUGGAGAGGCGUCAACACCAAAGCCGUGGAGAAGACUUUCCUCAAGAUUAAGAAUCUAAAGGAAGGAGAGACGUAUGUGUUCAGAGUUCGCGCUCAGAAUAAAGCCGGUGUUGGAAGAGCUUCAGAAGUGACAGAUCCGGUCCACGCUGUGACCAAACCAGGCACCACUGAGAUCGUUGUGGAUGUCGACGACGAUGGCGUCAUCUCCCUGAACUUCGCCUGCGCUGACCUGAACGCCGACUCCAAAUUCGUCUGGUCCAAGGACUACGAGGAGCUCACAGAUGAAUCCCGUUUGACUGUAGAGACAAAGGGAAACCUGUCCAAAGCCAUUUUCAACGCUCCUGCAGAGGAGGAUAUUGGCAUUUACUCGUGUUUCGUCACCCACACCGAUGGAGUUUCAGCCAGCUACACGCUCUCCGAGGAAGAGUUGAAGAAGCUGCUGGAGAUCAGCCAUGAUCACAAAUUCCCCAUUAUUCCUCUGAAGUCAGAUUUGGCUGUGGAGCUGAUGGAGAAGGGCAGAGUUCGCUUCUGGCUGCAGGCGGAGAAGAUAUCAGCUAACGGCAAAGUGGAUUAUGUGUUCAACGAUAACGUCCUCUCACAGGGCGAGAGAUACAAGAUGAACUUUGACAAGAACACAGGUGUGAUUGAGAUGAUUAUGGAGACUCUGACUCCGCAGGAUGAGGGAACGUUCACCUUCCAGCUGCAGGAUGGCAAAGCUAAGAACCAGUCCAGCUUGGUGCUGAUAGGAGACGUGUUCAAUCAGCUGCAGAAGGAAUCCGAGUUUAUGAGGAAGGAGUGGUUCAGAAAACAAGGUCCUCACUUUGUGGAGUAUCUGAGCUGGGAGGUGACACCCGAAUGUUGUGUUGUGCUGAAAUGCAAGGUCGGCAACAUGAAGAAGGAAACCUCAGCGAUUUGGUACAAAGACGGACGUGAGGUCAAAGCAGAGGAGCACCUGGGCUUCACUGAGGGAGUCCUGAAACUGGAAAUAGCUCAGCACCAACCUGCCGCAGACAGAGCGGACGACACGAUGUGGAGAAGAAUAAAAAUUUCCAAGAAGGAUGCAGGCGUGUACGAGGUUAUCCUGAAAGACGACAGAGGAAAAGACACAUCUACGUUGAGUCUGAUAGAUCAAGCUUUCAAAGACUUGAUGAAUGAAGUUUUCCAUGUCAUCGCUGAGUCCUCCACACCUCUGAAGAUCACAAGCACAGAUGAAGGCAUUCGACUUUACACUUUUGUCAACUACUAUAAUGAUUUGCUCCAAGUCACAUGGCAGUACAAGGACGCGGCUAUCGCCUUCUCGGACCGCGUGAAGAGCGGCGUGGUGGGAGAGCAGCUGUGGCUCCAGAUCACAGAGCCGACAGAGAAAGACAGAGGAAAGUACGGCAUCGAGUUCCACUACGGAAAAGGAAACCUGGUUCGGUCCGUCGAUCUGUCUGGUCAAGCGUAUGACGACGCUUAUGCAGAAUUCCAGAGACUGAAGGCUGCUGCUAUUGCAGAAAGAAACCGUGCUCGAGUAGCAGGAGGUCUGCCUGAUGUGGUCACCAUCCAGGAGGGCAAGGCCCUCAAUCUCACCUGCAACAUCUCGGGCGACCCCGUGCCGGAGGUCACCUGGCUGAAGAACGACCGGGAGAUCACGUCCGACGAUCACUGCAUCCUCAAGUUCGAGUCGGGCAAGUUCGCCAGCUUUACCAUCACCGGUGUGAACACAGCGGACUCUGGCAAGUACAGCAUCCUGGUGAAGAACAAGUACGGCACGGAGAGCGGGGACUUCACCCUGGAGAUCAUCGAGGGAACGCCUGACUUGGGGGUGACGUCAUACUCGACUGAUGCCGACGGAAACGUGGUGUUUGGUCCGAACACCCCGAAGGAUAAGAUGAAAGUGAACGUGACUGGAACGAAAACAAAGAAGCGAAAGGAAUCUGUAUCUAAACCUCCUCCUGCGGAAAAGAUGGCCGACAAGGAAAAAAAGGAAAGCACAAAGAAGGAGGAGUCAGGAGAGCAGAAAGAAGAGAAGAUUACAGCCGAUGUUUCUGCUCAACCUAAAAGUUCAGAAUCAGAACAGAAAGGAGACGUAAAAGAAGAAGUCGUCGCUGAGCAGUCUGAAGGCAGCGUAGAGAAAACUGAACCAGAAGCUGAGAAGAAACCAGAAAGCACGAAGCAGAACUGA
Molecule: messenger RNA, 4818 nt
Organism: Scomber japonicus (chub mackerel)
Lineage: Eukaryota; Metazoa; Chordata; Actinopteri; Scombriformes; Scombridae
Gene: myom1b
Product: myomesin 1b
Exons: 40
Coding region: 1-4818 (1605 amino acids)
Molecular function (GO): protein binding
Source: RefSeq, a predicted model, not a curated record